This is a messenger RNA of Hippopotamus amphibius kiboko, 915 nucleotides long. It is a transcript of the gene HYI, whose product is annotated as hydroxypyruvate isomerase (putative). The record is from RefSeq and is a predicted model, not a curated record. Gene Ontology annotation, molecular function: hydroxypyruvate isomerase activity. Lineage: Eukaryota; Metazoa; Chordata; Mammalia; Artiodactyla; Hippopotamidae. The transcript is spliced from 8 exons. Bases 1 to 834 code for a protein of 277 amino acids. Gene Ontology annotation, biological process: glyoxylate metabolic process.
AUGGCUCCGCUGCGCUUCUCCGCCAACGUGUCGUGGCUGUUCCCGGAACUUCCCGGCCUCCCCGCGCGGCUCCUGGCCGCGGGCAGUUCGGGUUUCGAGGCGGCCGAGGUCGGCUGGCCGUACGGGGAGCCGCCGGAGGCGCUAGCGCGCGCGGCGCGGGAAGCGGGGCUGCAGCUCGUGUUGAUCAACACGCCCCCGGGAGACCGAGAGAAGGGGGAGAUGGGGCUGGGGGCCGUUCCCGGGAGGCAGGCGGCCUUCCGAGAGGGGCUGGAACAGGCUGUGCUGUACGCCAAGGCCCUGGGCUGUCCCAGGAUUCACCUGAUGGCUGGCCGAGUGCCCCAGGGGGCUGAUGGAGCAGCAGUCAGGGGUGAAAUGGAGACAGUUUUUCUGGAGAACCUCAGGCACGCAGCUGGGGUUUUGGCUCAGGAGAACCUCGUGGGACUGCUGGAGCCCAUCAACACCCGCAUCACGGACCCCCGGUACUUCCUGGACACGCCCCAGCAGGCGGCAGCCAUCCUACGGAAAGUUGGAAGACCCAACCUCCAGUUACAGAUGGACAUAUUCCACUGGCAGAUCAUGGACGGGAACCUGACAGGGAACAUCCGGGAGUUCCUGCCCAUCGUUGGGCACGUGCAGGUGGCACAGGCCCCAGGCCGGGGGGAACCCAGCAGCCCCGGAGAGCUGAACUUCCCCUAUCUGUUCCAACUGCUGGAAGAUGAAGGCUACACAGGCUUUGUGGGCUGCGAGUACCAGCCUCAAGGAGACACGGUAGAGGGCUUGAGUUGGCUGCAUUCGUACUGGGAUAAGCGGGGCCGUCCACAGGCUGGCCGGUGAGGUCCUGCACUCUAGCCACACACCUCUGGGGCGGUGAGCUGCACAUCCUGAGUCUCCUCUGAAUUAAAGACAGCCUGCUGA